AUGGACCCGUUCUCCAUUAUAGUUGGGACUGUCGGCCUGGCAGACGUCUCCGUCCGUGUCAUCCGUUAUCUCAGCUCUCUUAAAAGUGCAACCUCCAAAAUCCGAGAUGAAAUCACCAUCUUGGGGCAAGAAAUCGAAGCGCUAGUUGCUGUAAAUGGGUCAGUUGAGGAUUUCUGGCAUUCGAGACAUGAUCUGGAUGGCUUGGACACGCCGGCCAACGAUAGAUUUCAUGCUGGUAAUGUCUGGAAAUGCUUGGGAUCGCUCUUGCAGCAAAGCAAGAGAAUCAUUGAGCAGCUCGAAGUAUUGCUCAAAGAGGUUAUCGGCAAGAAAAACACCCUCGCAGUGGGAAAGCUCGACGGUCUUAGAAAGACGUUCCGGAGAAAAGAUCGAGACGGCGAAUAUAUGCAAAUACGUCAGCGUCUCGCCAAUAACCAAGCCGGUAUCCAGAUGGUAUUGAGUGCACUUAACCUCUCCUACACGCUCAAAUCGCAAUCAGCAACGGAUUGUAUUGUGGACACCCUGCCAGAGAACCGAAGGCAUUUCGAAAUGCCUCAAACCGUCAGUAGUUAUUAUACCGGUCGACAGAAGCAAUUGGAUGAGCUUAAAUCCACGCUCGACCUCGUCAAUUCUGGAGAACCCCAAAGCCACCAAAAGCGCUUUGUCAUCUAUGGGCUUGGGGGGUCUGGGAAAACUCAAUUCUGUUGCAAAUUUGCCCAAGACAAUAGGGAACAUUUCUGGGGUGUCUUUUGGAUCGACGGCAGUUCUUACGAGAACGCGAAACACUCCUUCGCAGGAAUUGCUAAAGUCGGUGGCAUCGAGCCAAACGAAAAAGCGGCAAAAAACUGGCUUUCUAGCUUACAACAACCUUGGCUACUUCUAAUCGACAAUGCCGAUGAUCCCGAAGUCGAUGUGAUACGCUACUUUCCGGGAGGCGAAAGAGGUGUGGUUCUCAUCACCACUCGAAACCCUGCAAACAAGGGAUAUGGAACGGAUGGUUCCCGCUUCUUCCAUUUUGAUAAGCUAGAAACCGAAGAAGCCAGUGACCUCCUUUUGUCGGCUGCCGCUUUCCCGCGUCCUUGGGGAGCACAGACAAGAUCAUACGCCAAUCGAGCAGCCCAAAUCUUAGGAUGUUUGCCUCUCGCGCUCAUCCAUGCCGGAAAAGCCAUCUUGGAAAAUCUGUGUUCUCUAAGUGACUAUCCCGAAUACUACGAACGAACGUGGAAUAAAAUCCGCCGUUCCCGAAUUCGAAGCCCCUUCCAUGGCCAUGAGGAUAAGUAUGCGUUGAAUAUGAGUGUGUAUUCUUCGUAUGAGAUGAUAUAUCUUGGUCUUGAAAGCAAAGCCAACGACCAGGCCCGAGACGCGCUUGAACUGUUGAAGACCUUUUCAUUUUUCUACUGGGAGAACAUCGAGUUUGAUCUCCUGGUAAAUGCAGCAUCGAACCCUCGCCGAGAACGAGAAGACGCAAGAGCCAAACAACGCAUGGCAAAGACAGUAGUGGUCCAUCCAAGACCCAAGACGUGGGCAAAAACAUUUUAUGACUGGGCCGCUUCAGUAAUAGAACCGCUUACGAGACCAAGUAUCAUUCUGCCCGCUGUCCUGCGUGAUGAGGAUGACGACCCAUUUGACGAAGAUCGACUACGUAGCGCGCUGUCUCUUCUGGUCCGCCUUGGCAUGCUAACACUUCAUGAUGACAAUAAUAGUUAUUGGAUGCAUCCAUUGGUCCAUACCUGGGUGCGACAGAGACCCGAGACCAGCACGGCAGAGCAAGCCGUUUGGUGUCAAGCAGCAGUCACCAUAUUGGCACAAUCAAUCUUCUUCCAAGCUCCACGCGCAUAUACGGCGCAGGAUGAGAAGUCAAAGAGACAGAUUUAUCCGCAUGUGGAAAAUGUGCGAAAGUUGCAGGCAGAUAUCAAGAGGCGUUUUGAAGAAAACCAGAGGGCUCCUCAUUGGCCUUGGCCUUUGAGCCUCUUAACGCCUCAGUCAGGCUUUGGGAGAUUACAGGCAACUGAAUAUGCCAAAUUCAGUUUGGUUUACCUUCAUUGCGGGUACUGGACCAAGGCCGAAGAGCUUCAGCUUCAAGUAAAGGACUAUUUAUUUGCAAAGCUACGCCCGGAGUCGGAAUACAGCAUUGCUAUUGCUUUCUUACUAUCCAAGAACUAUGUUUGGCAGAAACGGAAUGAUGAAGCGAGAGUACUACAAUAUCAAGUUUUGGAGUCUGCCAAAAAGCUAUAUGGCCCAAACCACCCUACAACUUUACAGAUCAUGGAUACCCUUGGUGCCACAUGUCUCUUAGGUAGUAGGUACCGAGAGGCCUAUCGGCUGCAUGAAGAAGUUAUUGAAAGUCUAUCGAAGCUGGAGGGCUUCGGCCCAGAUCACGAAGAUACAUGGACCGCGCUGGAUAAUCUUUCCAAGGUCAAGCUUCGCUAUUUCGAACACGAAGCGGCGGUUGACCUGCAACGACAAGCAUAUGAGGGGCUGCAAAAGGCCUUGGGUCCUACUCACGAGAAAAGCUUAGAGGCCAAAGACAAUCUUGCGGCCAUCUACGGGUUUAUGGGUGAGGAGUAUCUUCCACAUGCCCUUCAAAUGAGUGAGGAGGUUACGCAAAUCCGAAUAAAAACACUAGGACGCGAGCACCCUUUUACACUCAAAUCCAAGUUGACUCUCGCAAAGAUCAAGACCGCCAUGAACCAGUUUGAGGAGGCCGAAGAAAUCUUUCUGGAAGGGUUGCCCGUUGCUGAAAGAAACCUGGGUGAAAAUCACCUGGGAACUAUCACAGCUCGCACCUGGCUUGGACAUCUGUACUGGCGCCAAGAGCGGUAUUUAGAGGCGCAGGCCAUCUGGGAAGAUAUAAUUACAAAGCAAAAGUUUGAGCAAACAAAGCGUGCAGAUGGCGGACAUGGGGAUCGUGUUCAAGCAAUGUGGUUCUUAGUCCACUGCUAUGAGGACCAAGGGAAAAUCAAAGAUGCCUUGAAUAUGUGUGAGGAUGUAAUCCAAAUUGUUAGCAACUUUGGCGGAGAAGGACUAGGGCAGCAGCACAAACUCUGGCAAUCUCUGAAGGAAAAGAAGCAGGAGCUGCUGAACCUUAAGGAGCAGGGUCAAAAUAACGGUCUUGUGGAUAGAGGUGUCUCAUCCAGCCACUCGUCGGCAGGUUCUUCAAAAACACGACCCAAGAAAGUGGUUAAAGACUUUACUUUCUAA
Molecule: messenger RNA, 3198 nt
Organism: Penicillium griseofulvum
Lineage: Eukaryota; Fungi; Ascomycota; Eurotiomycetes; Eurotiales; Aspergillaceae
Product: Tetratricopeptide-like helical
Exons: 5
Coding region: 1-3198 (1065 amino acids)
Molecular function (GO): ADP binding; protein binding
Source: RefSeq, a predicted model, not a curated record